AUGAGAAGGUCAAGAGCCGCCUAGAUCCCUUACGGGAGAUGCAGAAACAUCUGGGAAAGAAGAGGAAGCAAAGCAGUGAAGGCCGUCCUGCCAGAAAGGAGUCUGACAAACGGCCCAAGGAGUCCCCAUCCCUGGACCAGCUUCGAGCUGAGCGUCUUCAGAGAGAAACAGCUGAGAGAGCUCGGGCAGAGGCCCUGCUGGCCCGAGUCCAAGGCCAGGCACCCCAGGAGGGCCAGCAGGAAGAGGAAGAGACAGAUGACCGGCGCCGGCGGUACAAUUCCCAGUUCAAUCCCCAGUUUGCCCGACGCCCCCGCCAGGACCCCACUCUUGCUCACUGACUCUUGAGGGGGUACAGGAGAGGCUGCUGCUGC
Castor canadensis (American beaver) is the source of this 371-nucleotide messenger RNA. NCBI's taxonomy places the organism in Eukaryota, Metazoa, Chordata, Mammalia, Rodentia, Castoridae. The record is from RefSeq and is a predicted model, not a curated record.